Cryphonectria parasitica EP155 is the source of this 1179-nucleotide messenger RNA. RefSeq lists its product as uncharacterized. Gene Ontology annotation, molecular function: oxidoreductase activity, acting on paired donors, with incorporation or reduction of molecular oxygen; iron ion binding; monooxygenase activity. The record is from RefSeq and is a predicted model, not a curated record. NCBI's taxonomy places the organism in Eukaryota, Fungi, Ascomycota, Sordariomycetes, Diaporthales, Cryphonectriaceae. The transcript has a single exon. The coding region runs from base 11 to 958 and encodes 315 amino acids.
CUCGGAGGCGAUGCGGCGGCCCACGCGACCAGGCCUCGUGAACUGGCUGUUCCACUCCCGGCGGUGGCGCGAGUCCAAGACGGCCAUGCGCGAAGGGUAUGCCGCGCCCGUCAUCACACACCGCCGGCGGAACCCGACGUCGCGCCGCGAUCUGCUCGGGGCCCUGCUCAAGGGGCGAGACCCGGACACGGGCGAGGCCCUGCGCGAGAGCCAGAUUGUGGACGAGGUGGUCACCAUGCCUAUCGGGAGCAGCACGGCGCCCUGUGCACUGGCUAGUGCCUUGUACUUUUUGUGCAAGAACCGGGAGUGUUUUGUGAAGGCGAGGAAGGAGGUGGAUGAGGUGCUGGGGCCGUGGGUUGGUGGUGCUGGUGGGGGAGAGGAGAAUACGGAUGAUGAUGAAGAAGAUGAUGAAGAGGAAGAGGAAGAGGAAGAUGUUCAAAUGACCGCCGAGCAGCUGGGCCGGCUCAGUUACAUCGAGGGCGUCGUGCGCGAGACCCUGCGCCUCUCUGCCGCAGCGCCUGGCUUCAACAUCGAGCCCAUCCCGCGGACCACUGCCGCAGGCGACGUCGACACGGCGCCCGUCCUCCUCGGGGGUGGCAAAUACGCCGUCACCCACGACCAAGCCAUGAUCAUCGUCCUCGCAGGCGUCAACACCGACCCGUCUGUGUUUGACGACCCUCUGUCCUUUCGCCCGGAGAGGAUGAUGCGCGAGGCGCUGGAGGCUCUCCCCGCCGGGGUCAAGAAGUGGUUCGGCAACGGGCGGCGCGAGUGUAUCGGGAAGAACUGGGCCUGGAUGUUCAUGGUGACGGUCCUGGCUGUGCUGGUGCGGCGGUGUGAUUUCGAGAUGGUGGAUGAGGAGGGCUGGACUUGGAAGCAGGAUGGGUGGUUUAAUAUUCGGCCGGUUGGGCUGAGGAUGAAGGUGACGAGGAGGAAGGCAGCGACGGCGGCGGCGGCGUAGAUUGAGUGGAGGACAAUCUUUGUCAUUAUGCGGUUCAUUUGGAUUGUUUUUCUUCACGAUAUAUAUUUUGGUUCCAUGAUUUACAUACGCGCAUGUUUGCGUCGUCGACUUUGCUUGGCUGUUGCAAGUAUUAAAAGGCUUUUCAUGUUGUAUUCAGGUCUGUACAGUUAUGAUUCAGAAUAAACAUUAUUACAAUAAUAUUCAAGAUUUAUCAAUUCUGC